Molecule: messenger RNA, 831 nt
Organism: Momordica charantia (bitter melon)
Lineage: Eukaryota; Viridiplantae; Streptophyta; Magnoliopsida; Cucurbitales; Cucurbitaceae
Source: RefSeq, a predicted model, not a curated record
AUGGAGAUCAAAGAUACCCCAACUACAGUCUCACUCGAACAAGUACUAAUGGAGAUCAAAGACCAAAGGUUGCUCAAAUGGCCGGAGAGGAUGAAAGCACCUCCAAGUAAAAGAAGCAAAGGACAAUAUUGGCUUUUCCACCGAGACCACGGCCAUGCUACUCAAGAUUGCUUUGAUCUCAAAGAAGAAGUGGAAGGACUCAUCCGGAGCGGAUAUCUCAAAGAAUAUGUGGAGGAUCCUAAAGCGACUCAAAAUGGUGAGAACGACAGUAAUUCACCCGUUCGAGAAAUCCGAACAAUAAUGGAAGAACAACCUGCAAAACUCGAGUUCUCAGAGGAUGAGGCGACUCACCUCUUCCACCCACAUAACGAUGCACUGGUUAUCACUCUGAAAAUAGCCAAUGCAAAGGUGCAUCGAAUCUUGGUAGAUGGGGGCAGCUCGACAUAUAUCAUUUCCUUGACAGCUUACAAAGCCAUGGAUCUGGGAGAGAAGGCGCUUAAAAGUAGCCCGGUACCACUAGUAGGGUUUGGAGGAGAACGGGUCAUCCCUGAAGGUAGAAUAGAAUUGCCGGUGAUGUUCGGAAGCGGGCCAAAAAGCAUCAUUAAAAUGGUAGACUUUUUAGUCGUCUACUACGCAUCAUCCUAUAAUGUGAUAUUAGGAAGACCAAAAAUGCACAUGCUCAAAGAAAUACCAUCCACAUACCACCAGUCUAUGAAAUUCCCAACAUCUAGUGGAAUAGGUGAGAUUAAGGGAGAGCAACGAGUAUUACGUGAGUGCUACAACGCUUCUAUGAAGGGUAACGACAGAGCUUCUACUAUGGGUAACUAUUGA